Molecule: messenger RNA, 1062 nt
Organism: Trichomonas vaginalis G3
Lineage: Eukaryota; Parabasalia; Trichomonadida; Trichomonadidae
Product: EP4 subtype prostaglandin E2 receptor binding
Exons: 1
Coding region: 1-1062 (353 amino acids)
Molecular function (GO): protein binding
Source: RefSeq, a predicted model, not a curated record
AUGAGUCAACUUAUUCAGAACUUUGAAUACAUUGCUGCACACAUUAAAGAUUAUAUUGAUGAAAACAAGUUGUUUUCUACUUUCGAGAUACAAGACAUCAAAAAAAUCAUGAAAUUUACAACUCUGACUACAAAUGACUUCAUUACUCUUAUGAUUCAAUCUCAAUCUGAAAUCAAUGCAAACGAAUUAUAUACUUCCACUCGAAAAGCAAAUGUUUCUAUACAAAAUUAUGAAGAAGUCGUUUCAAUUUUGAAAUCACUCAAUAAAUACAUGAAACUUGGAAUCCUUGGUGGCGUUGUUGAUUUUUUAAUUCAAUUUCAAAAAGAAAUAUCUGAUUCAGACAUCAAAAUACAAAACCUUCAAACAGAAUUAAAUAAAAUUCAAGAUCAAAAUCAAAAAAGUGACAAAGAAAUCGAGUCACCAAAUUCUCAAUUAAAUCAAAUUAAUGAGGAUAAUACUAGGUUAAAGAGAGAACUUCCUGGCAGAGAAACAAAGGCUAAUCAGAUUAAUUAUGAAAACAGUAAUGAUAAAGAAAUUCUUACAACAAUUUCAGAACUUAAGAAUUGUAAUGAUUUUAAAUGUGUCUACAAUUUCCUUGAUGAGCUUUCAUCUCAAGGAAAUGAGAAAAUGAUUUCAAAAUCAUGCGAAGAAGAACUUUGGAAAAAGAAAAAUCAAAAUUCGAGUUCAAACAAUGAAAAGAAUGUCCUUCAUGUAGCAAGUGAAAAAGGAAAUCUCAGACUUGUGAAAUCUCUGAUUGAAUGUGGCUGCGAUAAAGAAUCAAAGAGUCAAAAGAACUAUACUCCACUUAUCUGUGCUUCAGGACGUGGUCGUCUUGAAAUUGUCAAAUAUCUUAUAUCUGUUAGAGCUGAUAAAGAAGCAACGAGUAAUAGUGGAUGUACUCCACUCAUGUAUGCAUCAGACAAAGGUCAUCUUGAAGUUGUUAAAUAUCUUAUCUCUAUUGGAGCUGAUAAAGAAGCAAAGGAUAAUAAAGGGAGAUCAUUGAUGGAUUUCGCAAAAGAUAAUGUCAAAAACUUUCUAAAAUAUGUGGUCAUUUCAGAGUGA